CAGCUAGCAGAUUGAGCUUUCUCAUUUUGGGUUUUUGUAGGGAAACACAUAAAAGCUAGCUAUAGGUUUUAAUUUGGCAUUGCUGCUAUUUAAUUAGCAACCAAAGCAAAUUAUAAAUUGCUAGCAACAUGGGUGUUUCUCUUCUAACAUCACCAUCAUUUCUAGGAACUUUUCUUCUCUCAUUCAUCACCUUAUGCCUCCAUCCCAACCCUGCACUAGCCGUCACUAGACACUAUGAAUUUAAUAUCAUGUUGCAAAAUGUGACACGCCUUUGCCACAGCAAGAGCAUGGUAACAGUUAACGGUCAGUUCCCUGGACCUCGCAUUAUGGCUAGGGAGGGUGAUCGUCUUCUCAUUAAAGUGGUUAACAAUGUCCAAAACAAUAUCUCCAUUCAUUGGCAUGGAAUUCGGCAGCUUAGAAGUGGAUGGGCUGACGGACCAGCAUACAUAGCCCAGUGCCCUAUACAAACUGGACAAAGCUAUGUAUAUAACUACACCAUUAUAGGACAAAGAGGCACCCUUUGGUGGCAUGCUCAUAUUUCAUGGCUAAGAUCAACUCUUUAUGGUCCCUUAAUCAUUUUACCAAAGCAUGGUGUCCCUUAUCCAUUUGCCAAACCUUACAAGGAAGUGUCAAUCGUUUUUGGAGAGUGGUUCAAUGCUGAUACAGAGGCAGUGAUCAAGCAAGCACUGCAAACAGGUGGAGGACCAAAUGUCUCUGAUGCCUAUACUAUCAAUGGAUUGCCAGGGCCAUUGUAUAACUGCUCUGCAAAGGAUACUUUCAGGCUGAAGGUAAAGCUUGGAAAGACCUAUCUUCUCCGGAUAAUCAAUGCAGCGCUUAACGAUGAGCUCUUCUUUAGUAUAGCAAAUCACACAAUGAAAGUAGUUGAAGUUGAUGCUGUUUAUGUAAAACCUUUUGAUACUAAGACCAUUCUCAUUUCUCCAGGGCAAACUACUAACGUUCUUCUAAAGACCAAACUUCACUACCCAAAUGCCACAUUUUUAAUGACCGCUAGACCGUACGUAACUGGUCAAGGCACUUUCGACAAUUCAACAGUUGCCGGAAUUUUAGAAUAUGAACCAUCACAAAAGACCCAUCAUUCCUUAUCAAUAAACAAGCUUCAAUUCUUUAAACCAAAAUUGCCAGUUCUUAAUGACACUUCAUUUGCUACAAAAUUUUCAAGUCAACUUCGUAGCUUGGAUAGUGCAGAAUUCCCUGCUAAUGUUCCCCAAAAGGUUGAUAAACAAUUUUUCUUCACAGUAGGACUUGGAACAAGCCCCUGCCCCAAAAAUCAAACCUGUCAAGGACCAAAUGGCACAAUGUUUGCAGCGUCGGUUAAUAAUGUAUCAUUUGACAUGCCAGAUAUAGCUCUACUUCAAGCUCACUUUUCUGGUCAGUCAAACGGGGUUUACAAUCCUAAUUUUCCAAGCAGUCCAUUAUUUCCAUUUAAUUAUACAGGCAACCCGCCAAAUAAUACAAUGGUUAGUAGUGGAACAAAGGUUGUAGUGCUUCCUUUCAAUACUAGCGUAGAGCUUAUCAUGCAGGACACAAGCAUUCUUGGAGCUGAAAGCCAUCCGCUGCACUUGCAUGGAUUUAAUUUCUUCGUGGUCGGCCAAGGCUUUGGGAACUUUGAUCGAAAUAAGGAUCCUACAAAAUUCAAUCUUGUUGACCCUGUUGAAAGGAAUACAGUUGGUGUACCCUCUGGUGGUUGGGUUGCUGUACGAUUCCUUGCAGACAACCCAGGUGUAUGGUUCAUGCAUUGUCAUCUAGAAGUCCACACAAGCUGGGGACUGAAGAUGGCUUGGGUGGUGCUGGACGGAAAACUUCCAAAUCAGAAGUUGCUUCCUCCGCCGGCUGAUCUUCCCAAAUGUUGACAUUCUUCUAAAUGAAAUCCAGAUCAGGAGCUACUCCCUUCCUUCAUGAGAUCAUCCAUAUUUAUUAUUCUUUUUUUUUUUUUGUUGCUUCUGUUCUUUAUAAUUGAGUUUUCAAUUUUUCUUUUUUUUUUUUUUUAUUGGCAAAAUUUGAUGAUUAUUUUGACUACCCUUUGGGGUUGAGAAAGAAAAAGAUUGAAAAAUUCUAAUUUUUUUGUUUCCUUGUGUGAAGGGCCUCAAU
Messenger RNA from Ricinus communis (castor bean), 2109 nucleotides. RefSeq names its product laccase-17. Bases 129 to 1871 code for a protein of 580 amino acids. The record is from RefSeq and is a predicted model, not a curated record. Gene Ontology annotation, cellular component: apoplast. The transcript has 6 exons. Gene Ontology annotation, molecular function: hydroquinone:oxygen oxidoreductase activity; copper ion binding. NCBI's taxonomy places the organism in Eukaryota, Viridiplantae, Streptophyta, Magnoliopsida, Malpighiales, Euphorbiaceae. Gene Ontology annotation, biological process: lignin catabolic process.